AUGGCUCCUCCUGACGAGGUGACAGCUGCGCCUGAGGUGGUGGGCAAAGGCGAGAAGGACGAGAAGAAGAAUGCGGACGAAACGACUGUCACUCGCAGCUCGAUUCAUUCGAGGCAGGCGUCCGGUCAGCAUGUCAAUGGUGAUGUCGAGAAACAUGGCGCAGGCCCUGAGUCCUCGCCUCUGCCUGCUCUCAAGCGGAAGCUCAAGAGCAGGCAUUUGCAGAUGAUUGCAAUCGGUGGCACCAUCGGAACUGGUCUCUUCAUCGGUAGCGGAGGUGCUAUUUCCAAGGCAGGGCCGGCCGGGGCGCUUAUUGCAUAUCUCUUCGUGGGGACGAUUGUCUACUCGGUCAUGACCUCCCUGGGCGAAAUCGCGACAUAUAUCCCGAUCCCCGGAGCCUUCACCUCGUACGCGACGCGACUGAUCGAUCCCAGCCUGGGUUUUGCCAUGGGCUGGAUCUACUGGUUCUCGUGGGCGAUCACUUUCGCCCUGGAGUUGACAGCCACGGGAUUGAUCAUCCAAUACUGGGACCAGACCAUCUCGAUCGGUAUCUUCAUCGCCGUCUUCUGGGUCUUAAUCACAGUUAUCAACUUCUUUCCCGUCAAUUUCUACGGUGAGAUGGAGUUUUGGUUCUCCAGCAUCAAGGUCAUCACCGUCAUCGGAUUCAUGAUCUUCGGCAUCUGCAUCGAUGCCGGAGCUGGCCAGCACGGGUAUCUUGGAUUCCACACCUGGAAGGAUCCCGGGGCAUUCGCUCCCUACCUACUUGAUUCCGAUGGUGCCACGGCCAAGUUUGUCGGAUUCUGGGCGGUCCUGAUCCAGGCAGGAUUCUCCUACCAGGGCACCGAGCUGGUUGGUAUUGCUGCCGGUGAGACGGAGAACCCUCGCAAGACGGUACCUUCGGCCAUCCGCAAAACUUUCUACCGCAUUCUUAUCUUCUUCGUCCUGACCGUCUUCUUCAUUGGCCUGUUGGUGCCCUAUACGAACCAGGACCUGCUGUCGAACGCCACCAACGCGUCUGCAUCACCCUUCGUCAUCGCCGCCAAUCUUGCCGGUGUCAAGGUCCUGCCGCAUAUCAUCAACGCGGUCUUGCUGACGGUGGUCCUUUCCGCCGCCAACUCGAAUGUCUACAGUGCGAGCCGGAUUCUGAUCGGUCUCGCUCAGGAGGGAUUCGCGCCCCGGAUCCUGAAACGCACGUCCAAGGGGGGCGUACCGUACUAUGGGGUCGCGGUGACGUCUGCAUUCGGCCUGCUGGGCUUUCUGAACUUGUCGAACGGCGGCGGCACCGUGUUCAACUGGCUGGUCAACAUCUCGGGGGUGGCGGGGUUCAUCAGCUGGUCGUCCCUGAAUGCAUGUCACAUCGCCUUCAUGCGGGCCCUGGCGGCGCGCAACAUCUCUCGGGACCUGCUCCCUUACAAGGCGAUGUGGCAGCCGUACUUCGCCUGGUACGGGCUGUUCUUCAACGUCUUGAUCAUCCUGACCCAGGGCUUUACGGCGUGGAUCCCCAGCUUCAGCGUGACGGACUUUUUCGUCAGCUACGUCAGCCUGAUCCUCUUCGUGGUGCUGUACCUCGGGCACAAGCUCGUCUUCCGGACCCGGUUUGUGCGUUCGAUCGAGGCGGAUCUGGACACGGGGCGCGUCGAGGUCGACAACGAGGUCUGGGAGACCAAGGAGCCGACGACUCUGUGGGGAAAGAAUAGUCCUUGUUGUUGCGUACUAUACAUGUCCUUGAUGAGGUCUGCUCUUUGCAUAGAUAAUAACUCUUCUCCUGUCUCCCUGAUUGCCUAA
Molecule: messenger RNA, 1782 nt
Organism: Rasamsonia emersonii CBS 393.64
Lineage: Eukaryota; Fungi; Ascomycota; Eurotiomycetes; Eurotiales; Trichocomaceae
Product: Arginine transporter
Exons: 5
Coding region: 1-1782 (593 amino acids)
Biological process (GO): amino acid transmembrane transport
Cellular component (GO): membrane
Molecular function (GO): amino acid transmembrane transporter activity
Source: RefSeq, a predicted model, not a curated record